CUAAGAUUAUUUUUAUUGUGUUUUGCAUUCGUUUAAUUAUAUUUUAUGUGUGAUCUGAGUUUGGAUUAAUUUGAUCUGAGGAGAUAGUUGGUUAGUCGUAAAAUCGUAAAUGGCGGGGGCCAAUAGUGCGGAUCAAUUCGAAGCGUAUUUUAGGAGAGCUGAUUUAGAUGGUGAUGGUAGAAUUAGUGGAGCGGAAGCUGUCGGUUUCUUCCAAGGAUCUAAUUUGCCCAAACAAGUCCUUGCUCAGAUAUGGAUGCAUGCUGAUCAAAGCCGCACUGGUUUCCUUGGCCGGCAAGAAUUUUAUAAUGCUCUCAAACUUGUUACUGUGGCACAGAGUAAACGUGAUUUAACACCAGAUAUUGUCAAGGCAGCAUUAUACGGUCCUGCUGCUGCCAAAAUUCCGCCCCCACAGAUUAAUCUUGCAGCUGUACCUGCGCAGCAAAUACCUUCUAUGGCUGCUGCAUCUGCCCCACAGAUAAGUGCACCUACUCCAACACCAAUACCAUCUCCAUCUCCAUCUCCAACGCCAACAACAACACCAACACCAACACUAAUGGGUUCUCAGAGUUUUGGUUUUAGGGGACCGGGGGUUCCAAAUGUGAGUACAAUGCAGCAGUCUCCUAGACCGUUUCAAGCUGCUCCUUGUCCUCCUCAGGUUACUGGUGGUCCAGAUUUGUUUAGGGGAGGUAGUGUGGUGGGUCAAACUCAAACCAUGUCUGCAGGUAUUGCUCCCCGUCCCUCUCAACCCAUGUCUGGUGGUACUGCUGCUCCUAAUGUUCCAAACCCAAACAUUUCAAAUGAUUGGCUUAGUAGUGGGAGGACUGCUGGACUUCCAACUGGGCCUAGAGCUGUUAGUCCAUCAACGUCCUCAUCUGCGCUGAACACACUAAGUCUAGUUUCACCAUCUUCUCAGCCUUUGACUAAUGAUUCUAAAGCACUAGCUUUUUCAGGAAAUGGGAGCUCUUCUGCUUCAAGUUUUGGAGGGGACAUUUUUGCUGCGAUCUCGCCUACCAUGAAACAAGAGCCUGCUGUGUCUACCUAUUCAGCUAGCAGUUUACCUGCCUCAUCAGCCUCUAUUCCAGUUUCCAGGGCAACCCAACCUUCAGCUAAGCUCAAUUCACUUGACUCAUUGCAGGGUGCUUUCUCUAUGCAACCUACAGGCAGCCAGUUUCAGCGAACCCAGUCAUUGAACCCGCCACAGCAAGUUUCAUUGCAAAGUUCUUCAUCAUUUACUUCCUCUGGAAUUUCAGUUGGGGUUGGAAAUUCAACUCCUGAUAAUUCCCAACUUACAUGGCCAAAGAUGAAACCUACAGAUGUUCAGAAAUAUACAAAAGUUUUUAUGGAAGUAGAUACUGACAGAGAUGGUAGAAUCACUGGAGAGCAGGCAAGGAAUUUAUUUAUAAGUUGGAGGCUACCAAGAGAGGUGCUAAAGCAAGUUUGGGACUUAUCCGAUCAGGAUAGUGAUAGCAUGCUUUCUUUGAGGGAGUUCUGCUUUGCUCUCUAUUUGAUGGAGCGAUACAGGGAAGGCCAUCCUCUUCCAGCAGUGCUUCCAAGGAAUGUUAUGUUUGAUGAGACGCUGUUGUCCAUGACAGGUCAACCAAAUCCUGCUUUUGGAAAUGCUGCUUGGGGUGCCAGUCCUGGUUUUGGUCAGCAGCCUGUGAUGGGUCCUCGACCAAUGACUCCGACUGCUGGUUUGAGGCCACCAGUUCCGGUACCAGCCCCCAAUGUUGACAGUGCAAUGAUGUUCAAUCAACCAAAGUCGAGAGCACGUAAGUCAGAUGAUCCUUUUGCAAACCAACUUGAUAACGGGGAGCAGAAUUCAAAGCUCCAAGAGGCAACAGCUGCCGAAAAAAAGGUUGAUGAACCAGAGAGGGUGAUUUUAGAUUCUAGAGAAAAGAUUGAGUUUUACCGCACAAAAAUGCAGGAGCUUGUGCUUUAUAAAAGCAGGUGUGACAAUAGACUAAAUGAAAUCACAGAGAGGGCACUUGCAGAUAAGCGUGAGGCGGAAUCACUGGGUAAGAAAUAUGAAGAGAAGUAUAAACAAGUUGCAGAUAUAGCUUCUAAAUUAACUAUUGAAGAUGCCAAAUUUCGUGAACUUCAGGAGAGGAAGAUGGAGUUGCAUCAAGCUAUUGUCAAUAUGGAACGAGGUGGCAGUGCAGAUGGUAUUCUGCAGGUCCGUGCUGAUCGUACACAAUCAGAUCUUGAGGAGCUGUUGAAGGCUUUAACUGAACGUUGCAAGAAACAUGGAGUAGAUGUUAAGUCAAGUGCACUAAUUGAGCUUCCAUUUGGCUGGCAACCUGGAAUUCAAGAGGGAGCAUCUGUUUGGGAUGAAGAGUGGGACAAAUUUGAAGAUGAAGGAUUUGGCAAUGAGCUCAAAUUUGAUGCAAAAAAUGCUUCUGCCUCUCCAAAUGAAAAGGCUUCACCAAAUGGUAGUUUAACUCCUGAUUCCUUAUCCAAUGUGGAUGAAAAACCCAAGAACUUGAUGAAUACUGGUGAACAUGUACUUGAGAGUGAAUCUGCAUACACUCACAGUGAAGAUGAAUUGGCAAGAAGCCCUGCUGGAAGGUCUACUAUAGAAAGUCCAUCUAAAGAUUUUUCUGAUGGCCCAUUUGCAAGGAGUACUGAAGCAGAUGCAGAAACACAUAGAAGUUUUGAUGACUCGACCUGGGGUGCAUUUGACAAUAAUGAUGAUGUGGACUCAGUAUGGGGGUUUAAUCCCAAGGGCUCAGAUUCUGACAGUCACAGAGAUUUCUUUGUAUCUAGUGAUUUUGGUGUAAACCCAAUUAGAACUGGAUCCCCGAGUGCUGAGAGCACCUUUCAGAAAAAGAGUCCAUUUACAUUUGAUGAUUCUGUUCCUGCCACUCCACUCUCAAGAUUUGGAAACUCUCCACCUAGAUACAGUGAUGCAUCAGGAUUUGACAGUUUCUCGAGGUUUGAUUCCUUCAGCAUGCAUGAUGGUGGAUUUUCUUCACAACCAGAGAGACUCACAAGGUUUGAUUCCAUAAAUAGUUCCAGGGACUUUGGCAAUGACAGUUUUACAAGGUUUGAUUCCAUAAAUAGUUCCAGGGACUUUGGCAAUGACAAGUUCUCAAGGUUUGAUUCUAUAAACAGUACCAAAGACUUCGGCCAUGAGAAACUGGCAAGGUUUGAUUCUAUUAACAGUACCAAAGACUUUGGCGACAGUCAGGGAUUCUAUUCUUUUGAUGACACAGAUCCUUUCGGCUCCAGUGGCCCGUUUAAGGUCUCAUUUGACUCAAACUCCAAAGAUAAUUUCUCAUUGGACUCAAGCUCCAAAGAGAAAUUCUGAUACAACUUUCUGUUCUGGCAAUGUCAAGAAAAGAGAAAAAGUUAUCUUCCCUGUUCUGUUUUGUUACCACCCG
Molecule: messenger RNA, 3380 nt
Organism: Pistacia vera
Lineage: Eukaryota; Viridiplantae; Streptophyta; Magnoliopsida; Sapindales; Anacardiaceae
Product: epidermal growth factor receptor substrate 15-like 1
Exons: 13
Coding region: 110-3307 (1065 amino acids)
Biological process (GO): endocytosis; endosomal transport
Cellular component (GO): cytoplasm; plasma membrane; nucleus
Molecular function (GO): protein binding; calcium ion binding
Source: RefSeq, a predicted model, not a curated record